Messenger RNA from Glycine soja, 842 nucleotides. RefSeq lists its product as uncharacterized. NCBI's taxonomy places the organism in Eukaryota, Viridiplantae, Streptophyta, Magnoliopsida, Fabales, Fabaceae. The transcript is spliced from 2 exons. The record is from RefSeq and is a predicted model, not a curated record. Bases 233 to 538 code for a protein of 101 amino acids.
AAUAGGAAAUUGAUGACAUAUUGAAACAAAUCUGAUGGGAGGAACUCUAGAGAGUAGAGACAAGAGGGGGUCACCCUCCGUGGACUCUGAUUUCAAAGGAAACACUUGUCCUUGUCCUUCCUCUGCAGUCUUUUUCAUGUUCCAACUCAAGAGUCUGUGAAGCUAGUUUGGUUUUCGCAUAACAAAUUAAACUCUCAACUUUCCAUCACAAACCUAAGAAGCACUUGUCAAGAUGCCCUCUUCUGCUCAUGCUCAUGGCCUCAUCAUCAUCAUCUCUCUCAUUUUUGUGUUUAUUUUUUUACCCAAUGUGAAUCAGGCAAAUGGUGGUGCAGCUUCCAUGCAGAUGGUGAUGAAUGAGAGCAGAAGAAAGUUGGGAAGCUUCCAGAUAUGUGCACUAUGCACCUGCUGUGGUGGAGCAAAAGGGAUCUGCUUGCCCUCUCCCUGUUGCUAUGCCAUCAAUUGCAACAUUCCCAAUAGACCUUUUGGCUUUUGUUCCUUCACCCCUAAAACCUGUAAUUGCUUUGAAUGCCAUCUUUAAUGCUUUCUCUUGCAACUUUCCUAGUGUCAAUCCCAGAAUAUUGGGCUUAAUCAUAAUUUUUUACCUUAAUUUCAAUCAACAUACUAAUUCAGGUGUUAUGUUUUGUGGGGGUUGGAAUAGGACAGUUAAGCCAAAGUUACAAACCUGCUAUGUUUGUAAUAGGUUUUGCUGGUUGUUUCAUAAUGGAUCAUGUAUCAAUGCAAUGAGCCUUGGUAUGUGUAUUUUUUUCUCUUUUCUAUGUGUUUUAUGAUGCUGAUACCAACGUUUCUGUAAUGUUAAAUUAAUAAAGCAUGGAUAGUGCACA